This is a messenger RNA of Chara braunii, 3168 nucleotides long. NCBI's taxonomy places the organism in Eukaryota, Viridiplantae, Streptophyta, Charophyceae, Charales, Characeae. The record is from the annotation of a GenBank genome assembly.
GGACUUCCAAUGGAUGCCCCUUCCCCGGUCCGGUCGAUUGCCGAAACCGCAUUGCAACGUGCUCAUGGCACAAUUGCGGGAUUACUUGCACACUGCAGUUCCAACUCCGUUGAUGGACGCCGGAGUAGAGGUUGUCGACCUUCACGCCUACAUUGUGAAGAUCGACCGCGAGUUCAAGACACAACGGUACGACGAGAUCGAUACACCAUUGUUAUAUGUACGCAUUCAGAUCGGAGAGGCGACCUGCGGCGCUUUGAUCAAUUGCGGAGCAUCUCGCAACUACAUGAGCCAGGACUUUAUGGUACGCGCCGGCCUCGGCCCACGCGUCCGGAGGAAGUCCCAGCCGAUGCAAGUCACGUUGGCAGACGGUCACACGCACAAGUCAAUCGACCGAUGCAUUGAUGACGUCCCAGUGUACUUUGCCCCGCAUGCAAGCGAGGCGGUGUCCUUCGAUAUCUUGGACACCAAAUUCGACAUGAUCUUGGGCAUGUCAUGGCUGCGAAGCGAGGAUCACACGGUGAGCUUCUACCGCCGCACCGUUCACGUUCGUGAUCAGAACGGAGUACUAGUCCCAUGCACGGUGCCUACUCCUCACCCUUCGAUCAGCUGCCACGUGGUGUCCGCCGCAAGCAUGCGAGCUUCCAUCAUCAGAGACGACAUCGAGGAGAUGGGGGUGUGUUUUCUCCACGCCCUCCCGCCCCAUGACGCUUCAUCGACGGACUCAUCUUCGGACCCACGCAUCACCGAGCUUCUCGACGCCUACGGCGACGUGUUCGAAGGUCCGCACGGAGUAGUACCGGAUCGGCCCAUCCGCCACGAGAUCAUCCUCGAGGACGGGACCGUACCUCCGCGCGGUUGCAUCUACCGAAUGAGCGAGGAAGAGUUAAGUGUGCUUCGGUCACAACUCGACGACCUUCUGGAGAAAGGCUGGAUUCGGCCUAGCUCAUCGCCAUACGGUGCUCCCGUUCUCUUCGUCCGGAAGAAGAACAAGGAUUUGCUGUUGUGCAUCGAUUAUCGCAAGCUCAACGUGCAAAUGAUCAGAAACGUCGGCCCUCUCGCACGCAUCGACGACCUUCUCGGACGACUACGCGGCGCCAAGUUCUUCUCCAAGCUGGACCGCAAGUCGGGAUAUCACCAACUCGAGAAUCGGAAGAAGGACCGCUACAAGACCGCUUUUAAGACGCGAUAUGGGCAUUUCGAAUGGCUGGUUAUGCCAUUUGGCCUUACGAAUGCCCCGGCCACUUUCCAAGCGGCUAUGACAACGGAGUUCCGACACAUGCUGGAUCGAUUCAUACUUAUCUAUCUCGACGACAUCCUGGUGUACAGCCGGAGUCUGGACGAGCAUGUGGAACACCUGCGCACCGUUUUGGAGCGGCUACGACAAGCCAAGUACAAAGCCAACCGCGACAAAUGCGAAUUCGCGCGGCAGGAGCUGGAGUACUUGGGACAUUAUGUGACGCCGCAAGGCAUCCGUCCGCUUGCGGACAAGAUCGAGGCCCUCCGCGUAUGGCCCGAUCCCACCAACACCAUGGACGUUCGUUCAUUCAUGGGGUUGGCGGGCUACUAUCAGCGAUUCAUCACCGGAUACUCAAGGAUUGUUGCACCUCUGACGAGAUUACAAUCGCCAAAGGUGCCAUUCGUAUUCGAUGACGACGCACGCCGGUCAUUCCAAGCACUAAAGACGGCCAUGCUCAUGGCACUCGUCCUUAGCAUCUAUGACCCCACCGUGCCUACGAGAGUGACAACUGACGCUUCCGGCUAUGGCAUUGGGGCAGUCUUGGAACAACACGACGGCGACGACUGGCACCCUGUGGAGUAUUUCAGCCACAAAGUGCCUCCCAUCAACUCGCUUGAUGAUGCAAGGAAGAAGGAGCUGCUCGUGUUCGUGAUGGCUCUCAAGCGAUGGCGGCACUUGCUCCUUGGGCGUCGUAGAUUCACAUGGUUUACGGACAACAACCCACUGACUUACUACAAGACGCAGGAUACGGUGAGCAGCACGACCGGACGAUGGAUGUACUUCAUCGACCAAUUUGACUUCACACCAAAACAUCUUCCCGGCCUCUCCAAUCGCGCAGCAGAUGCACUCCCGCGAAGACCUGAUCUUUGUGCUAUGACACAUCAUGCCUUCGCAUUCGACGAGGAACUUCAGCGACACUUCAUCCGGGGAUAUGAGUCGGAUGCGGACUUCGCCACGUUGUAUGCGCAGUUAUCUUCGGAUCACCCGUCGGCCAGCCACUAUCGCAUUGCCGAUGGCGACCGCGACACUCGCUUCAUGUCGGCAUUUUGGACUGCUCUCAUGCAGGAGUCCGGCACGAAGAUGAAACCAAGUUCGGCUCGGCAUCCACAGACGGACGGGCAAACGGAGCGGGCACAUCAAACCGCUCAAAUGAUACUUCGUACGCUCAUCCGUCCGGACCAGAAAGAUUGGGAUGACCGCCUCCCUGACAUCGAGUUCGCCUACAACACUUCGGUGCACCCGGCGAUCGGCGUGACUCCAUUAGAGUUCCACCACGGUGGACGGAAAGGCCGUAUCUUCGCCGACCUUCUCCUCCCACGACCAGCCGACAUUGACGCCGCUUGCUCUCCUGCUUCCGUCCGAAAGUACAGGGAAUUGCUGGCUCAAGCCCGCGCGAACAUGCAAAAGGCUCAAGUCCGCAUGCAGCAGCAAGCCAACAGGCGUCGCGUGCCAUGUCCCAUCCGCGCCGGUGAUCUGGUUUGGGUCUCCGCGGAAGAGUUUGCACUGGAACAGGAUGUUUCACGCAAACUGCUUCCCAAGUGGUUUGGACCAUGGCCCGUAACAUCAGUCGCGGGCGAUGAGCCCGAUGGCCCUUCAUUUGUGAUCAACAUCCCGGCGCAUCUGACGGUCCAUCCAGUCUUUCACGCCUCGAAGCUGGCAACAUAUACACCAACUAAGAGCGACGACAUCCCAGGCCGACGAUUGCAGGACCCUCCAUCUAUGGAUGGUCAGCAGGAAGUUGACUGCGUCAUCACGGAGCGCAAGUACGACAACAAGCCUCGCCAGUACAAAGUUACAUUCAGAGCACGCGAUCCCGACGACACUCGGUGGAUUUCAGGAACAGAUUUAAAAGCAUUCGCGCCGCUGAUCUACGCUCACUACGAGUGACAGAGGUUAGCUCAGGGACCUUCACGACCUGCCCCUCCCACCCG